CGGGCGAUUGGCUGGGGGUAGCCAGAGCCGCGCGAUGAUUGGAGGGGCGAAGCCUGGCGGAAGCGGGGCAGGCUGAGGGGCUCCUUGGACCAUGGCGGCCCCCCCGCCGCUACGGGACCGCUUGAGCUUCCUGCACAGGCGACAGGCAAGCCGGUGGCAUAGGCAGACGGGACCGUGCUGGCUCACGACCGUGUGAAAUUUAAGUUAGCGGUUCUUGAGCCAUGAAACCCACCAAGCUGAGCAGUUGUGGCUCUUUGGGGUCCGGCACCGCGCCCAUCCAAUACACGGAAUACCCUGAGGUUCUUGCCAUUGGCUGCUUGAUAACUUCCCAUUCUCUUGAAGGGGACCUCAGACGAUGACACCCCGUGUCCAGGCUACCUGUUUGAAGAGAUUGCCAACUCUCAGAAAUUUCCCACGAGUCACUGGGCAGCAGCCAGUGCCUGCUGGAGUACCUGCUGAACCGUCUGGACAGCAGCUCUGGUCACGUGAAACUCAAGGUGCUGAAGAUCUUGCUUUACCUGUGUGGUCAUGGCUCUUCCUCCUUCCUGCUCACCCUCAGACGAAACUCUGCCCUCAUCCAGGAAGCCACAGCUUUCGCAGGCCCCCCGGACCCUCUUCAUGGGAACAGCUUGUACCAGAAGGUGCGGGCAGCUGCCCAGGUAUGGGCGCCCAGGCCAGACCUCACAGUGCUCUCCAGGGCUUCGGCUACUCUAAGGAGUGGGGCCGGACAGGCUCUGCAGGCGAAGCCUUCCUCUCUACGAUCCAGAAGGCUGCAGAGGUGGUGGCUAAUGCUGUACGUCCUGGACCUGAGAAUCCCAGUACCCAGGGACUCUUGCCACACCGUGAUGCCUAUCAGCCUGCGGUGACACCUUCAGCUAUCCACACACACCCCAACCCUGGGAAUCUAAUCCUUGGAGCCAGAGCUGUGAGACACCAGCCUGGGCAGGCAGGAGGAGGCUGGGAUGAGCUGGACAGUGGUCCUAGUUCCCAGAAUUCCUCCUGCACCAGCAACCUGAGCAGGGCCUCCGACUCAGGCAGUCGGUCUGGCAGCGACAGCCAAUCUGGGGCCAGCCAUGAGACAGGCGACCUGACAGAAAGGGCUGAGGGCAUGGCCCCAAAUGACUGCCAGCAAGAGCUGAGCCUAGUAAGAACCAUAACACAGGGGUCACGUGUCUUCCUGAGCCGCGAGGAGACCCAGCACUUCAUCAAAGAGUGUGGGCUGCUCAACUGUGAGGCUGUGCUGGAGCUGCUCCUCCACCAGCUGGUCGGGACCAGUGAGGGAGAGCAGAUGAGGGCGCUGUGUGCCAUUGCCUCCUUUGGAGCUGCCGACCUUCUGCCUCAGGAGCAUGUCCUCCACCUCUGCCGGCCACAGCUGCAGGAACUUGGUGCAGGCAACCCUGGACCUGUGACCAACAAAGCUACCAAGAUCCUAAGACACUUUGAAGCCUCCUGUGGACAGCAGAUCCCUGCCCUAAGGCCCAGUGCCUUGCCCAGCUCUGCAGCUGCCCUUGUGGGUCCAGCCGAUCUGCUGACCAGCCCUGUGCCACCCCCUGGGAGCCAGGUCUUCCUCCAGCCUCUUAGCUCCACCACCGUGGUGCCCAGGGACCCUGUGCCUGCUCCAUUGCCAGAUACUGUUCCUCCUACUCUGGAGGAUGCCAGUGAGGUCAAAACCCACCUGGUAUGUUCUAGUGAACAGGGGACAGGCUUUGAGCAGAGCCCGGAGAACACAGACACCCCCGAGGACAGCUCCAGACCAUGCCUGUGGAGCUCCAACUCUUUGUUUGAGGGAAUGGAGCUGGUGGCUUGCCCCAGCCUGCCCUGCCCCAGCUCCCAGGAUCUCCAGCCAGGUUCACAGAAGGUGACCACAAAACCUUCUGUUUCAGAGCCAUCAGCUUUUGCAUUUUUAAACAUGUGACUCUCUGGGCCCAGCUGUUCAGAGUCCCCUGGUCCUCAUAUUGAGGCCCUCAGGUACUCAUGGCCUCAUGUCCACCAAGGAGUGGUCCUUAUGUGUCCUCUGGCCCCUCUCUUUCACCCAAGAAGCUGUGGUGAGGCAGUCUCUGAGCCAGCGGAGCCCUGUGUGGGCCUCCAGUGGUCAGACGAGUCACAGAAGAUGGCAUUGGGCCCUCAGUGGUGAGCAGCCAAGGUGGGAGUGUGUAAAGGAGGGUCAGCGGUGCCUCAGAAGGUGUCUGCACACCCAUUGCUUCUUGGGAAGUUGACUCUCUGGCCCUGCCCCUGAGAUUGGUUCCUUCUUCCUCCUGGCAAGACCCACACAAACCUUUUUGGAGGUCUGUCUGCCCAUGGCUUGGGGCCACCUCAGAGGCUUCCUGCUUCAUGUAGUACAGACAGGGCAGUGCUUCCCCAGGGCUGUUGGCCACGGCUCCUCCACCCCAUGCUGCUCUGACUCUAGGACGCUGAACACAGAGGCCAUACUCUCUCUCUCUCUCUCUCUCUCUCUCUCUCUCUCUCUCUCUCUCUCUCCACAACCAA
Cricetulus griseus (Chinese hamster) is the source of this 2487-nucleotide messenger RNA. The record is from RefSeq and is a predicted model, not a curated record. Lineage: Eukaryota; Metazoa; Chordata; Mammalia; Rodentia; Cricetidae.